AUGUCAAAAGCAUUACUCGAAAUUAAUGCACCUAUAACCCAGGGACUCCCAAUUGUAUUAGACUUGUUGAAAGUACCAGACGCACGUCUGAGAGCUUCGGAUCAUAAUCUACCAGAAGUAAAAGAAUAUUUAUAUAAAAUACUUGUGAUUGGUGACCUGGGUACAGGAAAAACCAGCAUCAUUAAACGAUAUGUUAAUAACGUGUUUUCAAUGCACUAUAAGAGCACGAUCGGAGUUGAUUUUGCAUUAAAAGUGCUACAGUGGUCACCCGACACGGUGGUCAGACUCCAGUUAUGGGAUAUUGCUGGCCAGGAAAGAUUCGGAAAUAUGACAAAAGUUUACUACAAAGAAGCCUUGGGUGCACUUGUUGUAUAUGAUGUUACGCGUCCUUCGACUUUUGAUGGAGUCACUAAAUGGAAGAACGAUCUUGAUCAAAAAGUUUCGUUACCCGAAGCAUGGGGUGGUGGAUCAAUUCCCGUUGUCUUAAUGGGCAAUAAAUGCGAUCUAUUAAAGGAUGGAUAUUCAAACAAGAGUGAAUCAGAAAUGAUCAAAUACUGUGAAGAGAACGGAUUCGUUAAAUGGUUUGAUACAUCAGCAAAAGAGAAUCAUAAUGUUGAUGAAGCAGCAAGAUAUUUAGUGUCACAAAUAUUAGAGAUUGAACAACGAAACCAGGGUAAACCUCGUGAAAAUAGAAAUGGUGGUGUGAUAAAUAUCCACGAAGAACAACAAUACACUCAUAACAGUUGUUGCUGA
This is a messenger RNA of Ambispora gerdemannii, 753 nucleotides long. Lineage: Eukaryota; Fungi; Glomeromycota; Glomeromycetes; Archaeosporales; Ambisporaceae. The record is from the annotation of a GenBank genome assembly.